Oppiella nova is the source of this 318-nucleotide messenger RNA. NCBI's taxonomy places the organism in Eukaryota, Metazoa, Arthropoda, Arachnida, Sarcoptiformes, Oppiidae. The record is from the annotation of a GenBank genome assembly.
AUGGCAUUGUAUUGGAUGGUCGAACCCAUCAGUCUGUAUGUGACUGCACUGAUCCCGGUGGCCCUCUACCCCUUACUUAAUGUGAUCAGUACAUCAGACGUUUGUUCGCCGUAUAUGAAGGCGACAAAUAUGAUGUUUGUGGGAGGCCUAAUGAUGGCCAUAGCCAUAGAGCACAGCAAUACGGCCACCACCGCAAUGAUGGUACCGAUUGUGGAGGCGAUGCUUAAAGAACUGGGUCAGUUUUGCAGUAUCCAUAUGAAUCGCCUGAAGCACAGCAAAAGCAAUCAGAUAGUGACAAACAAAAAAGGGCUACAAUAA